AAUUUUAAAGAACUAAUUUAGGGCUUUAAGGUAACUAUCAAAUAAAUAAAAAUUAUUUUUAAGACUGUCUCUAUCCUUAGAUAUGUCAAAACACUUUACCCACUUGUUAAUGAGACAAUGGAUUUAGAAAUACCAGCCCAUCAUAUUAAACAAGAAGUCUGUGCAACUAGAUCACCAUAUCGUGAAGGGAGACAUGCUAAGGCUGUGAAGGUAUACACAGUAAAUAAUGAAUCGUCCUAUUUACUAAUACAAGGUGUUCCCAGUGUAGGGGCCACAGAAGAAUUACAAAAGUUGUGUGAAUCAUUUGGUGAAAUUGUUCAGUUCAACCCAUUGGAUGACUAUCCAUGCAGUGAUAAAUAUACAGAAGUUCAUCUUGUGAAAUAUAAAAAAAUUAUGUCCGCAAGAUUUGCAAAAAGAAAGCUAGAUGAUUACUCGUUUUUUGGAGGUGUUCUACAUGUUUGCUAUGUGCCUGAAUAUGAAACAGUGAAUGAAACAAGAGAAAAGCUGCAGGACCGCAGACGAGUAGUUGCAUCUAAACUGAAGCAAUAUGAAGCAACAGAUCAAGUUCAUGUAAGAACUAGUCGUGUCAGUAAUGAAAGAGGGAGAACUUUUACUUCAGGAAAUAAUAGCAAUGAAACGCCCAUCUAUCACUGCUCAGCUCUUCCUGAAGAGAAAACAAACCCCCAUAUUCAUAAUAGAGCAUAUCAACCUGUGUCUAUGGAAUCAGCAGCUACCAAAGACCAGACAUAUAUUAUUACAGAAGCCAGUAAUCAGCCAGAUAUGACACUUGAAACAUUUCAGUUACCUCCACCCCCUAAAGAAUACACAAAACACUAUCAUAAACCUGUUGCUAAAAUCCCCAGGCUUCAUCGUAAUGCAAAUAUUACUCCAACCAUACACAAGCCAGUAACAAGUACUGUUGGGUCAGACAGUAUUGCAUCAGAGACAAAUCCUUUGCAAAAAAGACUUCAAAUAGAAGGAAUAGACAAUAGCAGUAUGAAAACUUUACCAGAUGGCUCCCAAGUAAUUGUACGCAAUGUACCAAAUACCAAGCCAGCACCUAAAUUCAUACCUCGACAGACAAUCAAGUUCACACCCAAGAAAUCAGAACAAACAAAGAUGCCAGAUAGUUUGGAUCUAGAAAUAAAGAAAAAUGCUUUCAAACUUGGGGAAGUCCAAGGUCCUUCUGGGGAAAUAAACAGGAAAAGAGCACUCUCACCAACUCAAAAAUCAGUUAAUGAAACAAUACUUGCCAUCAGAAGUAAAAUUACAAAGGUGAUAGCACAGGAAACCAAGAAAACAUCCUGAUAGCAAGUGGAGUAAAGUCCCUCAACAUUUGUAUUUACAAUAUUAAAUGAAUCGAAUUCUAUAUCGAACAAUUUUUUAGUGUUCAAUAUUGUUGUUGUGCUACUCCAGAAUGGGAUACUGAAUUCUCCAAGUCCACAGGGAAAGAUCUACGAUCUACACAUCAAACUCAAACAAAAAUAACUUGUGUAGUAAGGAUAUCUAUCUAAUGUAAUCAUUCCUACUUAUUGAAAAAAGUAAACAAACUUAUUAUUGUCAA
This is a messenger RNA of Biomphalaria glabrata, 1564 nucleotides long. Its product is annotated as RNA-binding protein 48-like. The coding region runs from base 118 to 1308 and encodes 396 amino acids. The transcript is spliced from 5 exons. The record is from RefSeq and is a predicted model, not a curated record. Gene Ontology annotation, cellular component: nucleoplasm. NCBI's taxonomy places the organism in Eukaryota, Metazoa, Mollusca, Gastropoda, Planorbidae. Gene Ontology annotation, molecular function: nucleic acid binding.